Messenger RNA from Guyanagaster necrorhizus, 1255 nucleotides. RefSeq lists its product as uncharacterized. NCBI's taxonomy places the organism in Eukaryota, Fungi, Basidiomycota, Agaricomycetes, Agaricales, Physalacriaceae. The transcript has 2 exons. The record is from RefSeq and is a predicted model, not a curated record. Bases 294 to 1019 code for a protein of 241 amino acids. Gene Ontology annotation, molecular function: 6-phosphogluconolactonase activity; protein binding.
CUCCAGUCUUUUUCGGUCGGUGACGCAGGGAUUCUAUCCCUGGUGGAUACUGUGUCUACAGGCGGCAAUGGUCCGACUUUUACCAAUCCGCUUUCAACGGGGGAAGUGACGGGCAUAAAUGUAAGUCACCGGUGCGCUAUCUAAUAAGCUCACAUCUUAAAGCUGUAAUAUCUUAAGUUUGGAUCUCCUAACUGCUCUUUUGUUGCCACCGUUCCCGAUGAUCCCCUUCACUUUGAAACAGAUUCCCCGAUAAUCGCCUUCCCGUUGGCCCCAAUGCACCGUCUAACCCGCACAUGUUCCUCGAACACAAUGGAGAGGUUUUUGUUCCCGACUUGGGUGCAGACAAAAUCUGGCGAAUCGUAAAUGACGGUGCACCCGGCAAGUUCAGAGUCCAGGGCCAAAUAGAUGUCGAUGCAGGUGCUGGACCACGGCACAUUGUUAUUCAUGAUGGCAUUCUUUUUACAGUGCAUGAAAAGACUUCCACAUUGACUGCUCAACGUAUACCCGAGGCGCCUAACGGUACCACCCUGCCUCUUCUUGCUAAUGUUUCUGUUGUGCCGGCCAAUCCCCUUGAAGGGACUUCCUUCGCGGCGGCUGAAAUCCUCAUUCCCACUCCGACAGAACGUUUUCCAUCACCGCUAAUAUACGUGAGUAACCGAAAUAUCGGGACGACCAUCGAUCCUGCAGGUGACACAAUCGCCAUCUUCCAGUUCAAUAACGGGACGAGCGCUGAUCCAACGUAUACGGCGAGUACCAAGCAGCGGAUGAAGCGCAUUAACGGGAUCAUUAAGCGAGACACAGAACCUCUAGAGCUGUUGGCCCAGGUACCUACCGGACUACAACAGAUCCGGAGUAUGAGUCUCGGCAAAGUCGAAGAUGGCGGGGAUGAAAUUAUCAUCGCGGGCGCUAAUACUGUUGGUGGUGUCGUUAUAUUGCAACGAGUAGAAGAAGGCCGUAAUUUGGUAGAGGUCGCCCGGAAUGAAGAUAUCGCAAACAGGACGAGUUUCAUUUUCCUUUAAUUUCGUUUCUGGGGACACUCUCAAGCUGGACACUCAUUUGUAGACUUUCCAUUCAUUAAUGUGUAUAGAUAAAUGAGCUUCGAAACGUUGAAGCUUCAAAACUUCAUGAAUAAGGGACUUCGAAUUCGAGGCUUCACACUGUUUCAUAGAAGAAGUCUGGUCCUAGGCCGCAGGACGCACCACGAGGCUUGAACCUGACUCUGACCGCGAAGCUUUCUCUGUGACAGUAGCUGGGU